UAUCUCAUCCAAUGGUCUGAGGAGAAGAGCGGCAUAUGUGGGGAAAAUACCAUUUUUUCCCCGGCGGAAGAAUCCCAUUCUAAACACUCGUCAAUUAGUUAAAGCCCGCACGAGAUGGACAAUAAGCUGAAUGGAUCCCUGCCUAUUGGCUCUUCGGAGUAUCUGCAACAGUGGAUUCAGUCUGCUCAGCAAUUCCAGGCCCUCCAAGCCCAGUAUACAGCCUACAACCAUCCGGCGCACUACCCAGAGGCACAUACAGGGGGAACAGCAGCAGCUACACCGCAUAUUGUUCGCACUCAGCCCAUGAUGGAGCAGCAGGAGCCUGCUAACCUGACAAAACCCCCGCCCAAAAAGCGCGGCCGACCACCUCAGCCCAAGGAACCCAAGCCGCCAAAGGCCCCCAAAGUCCCGAAGGCCCCCAAGCCCCCGAAGGAACCCAAGCCCCCGAAGGAACCCAAAACGCCCAAGGCCAAACCGGGCCCGAAGCCCAAGAAGGGCGCAGAGGGCAAGGCGGCCGGCGGCAAGCAGGAGAAGAUCGACGAGAGCUUCAAGAAGGUGAAGAGGAAAGUGGAUCGUUUCAAGGGCAUGUCAGAGGAGGAGGUGAUGAAGAAGACCCUGCCGGACUUGCUGGACUACAAUCUGGACUAUGUCAUUAUUGGUAUCAAUCCGGGGCUGAUGGCUGCUUACAUUGGACGAUGGUUUCCUGGUCCUGGAAAUCAUUUUUGGAAGUGCCUCUUUCUGUCGGGAUUCACAGAAGAGCAGCUCAACCACAUGCAUGACACCACUUUGCCUGGCAAGUACAAAAUGGGUUUCACCAAUAUGGUCGCCAGGGCGACACCGGGCAGUAAGGACCUGUCAAGCAAAGAACUGCGCGAAGGGGGUAAAAUUCUUGUGGAGAAACUUAUCAAGUAUAAACCUCUCAUUGCUGUGUUUAAUGGAAAAUGCAUAUAUGAAAUGUUCUGUCGAGAACUAUUUGGUAAAAAGCCAAAGAAGCUAGACUUUGGUUUGCAGCCGCACAAGAUCCCAGACUGUGAGGUGGCUCUGUACCUGAUGCCAUCCUCCAGCGCCCGCUGCGCUCAGUUCCCUCGCGCUCAGGACAAAGUGCACUUCUACAUCAAGCUGCGUGAGCUGCGGGACAAUCUGCGCGGCAUUCAGCGGCCCAGGGAAAUCGAGGAGAUGAAUUACUCGUUCGACCUGCAGCUGGCCAAGGAGGACGCCAAGAGGGUGGCCAUCAAGGAGGAGCAGUACGAUCCCGGUUACGAGGACGCCUACGGUGGAGCUUACGGCGUGCCACCGGCCGAGGGAGGCCAGAGUCAGGCCAACGGACACUGUGCAUUCUCACCAAGCCAGGAAAACAGUGUUGCAGAGGCCGGAGGACAGGAGGCGAGCACGUCGAAGAGUUCCCAACUUCCCGAUGGACAGGGGAUGACGCAGUCGUGUGCCGAUCAGAUUCCGGACACAAGCGGCAGAGGAGGAGGAGGAGAAGCCGUAGGAGCUAGCCAGGCCCCCGCCGUAUGACGACAAAUUCUUACAGAUUUUUUAAAACAUUACUUCCUUAGUGGAAUAUAAACACCUAGAUAGACUUUGUAGAAAUUGCAGAAUAUUCUUUCUGCACUGGUUUUAAAUUUUAGUUUGUGGUAUAAUGAUCUCAAGGGCAGCCAUUUUACACUCGCAUGAAAUACAGGGACAAUGACUUUGUUUUUGUUUUUUUAAGCUGUCCUUUGAUAAAAUGGGGUUUGUACUUGGCACUCCAAACCAGCUGGGAGCAGCAUAAUACCAGAAUGUUGAGCAGGAUAAUGGAUUGGAAAUGCUAACUCACCUAGCAUUGUUUGUUUUACCGUUUACAUUCCAACUCCCAGUAUGGGGAUGCACCCCUUAGUUUGUUGUAUGUCCCAAUACCUUUGUUCAUUGAAUAAGUGGACAAAAGUAUUGAGACGUGCUCUGACCCGUUAAUAGGUGUGAACCAAAUUAAUACUUUUGUCCACUUUGCUCUUUGCACCCUAUGGACUUAAUUGCUCCCUAUUUUUAAUCGUGUUUACAUUUUCACUGCACACUGAUGCAGUAAACAAGCGAGCAUACUCAACUACUGUUUUGAUCGCAGGGAUGAUGUCAUCAUUGAGAAUUACCUCAGCAGCCUUUCAUCAGGAGUUUUAUUUUUUUCCUAGGACUUUUUAGAAUCUGUUUCUGAAAAUGACAAGGUUUUAUGAUGUUUCGUCCAUUAAAAAUGUCCUGAUGGUGCUUUUUAUA
Phycodurus eques (leafy seadragon) is the source of this 2247-nucleotide messenger RNA. RefSeq names its product thymine DNA glycosylase, tandem duplicate 1 (gene tdg.1). The coding region runs from base 115 to 1518 and encodes 467 amino acids. The record is from RefSeq and is a predicted model, not a curated record. Gene Ontology annotation, molecular function: mismatch base pair DNA N-glycosylase activity. Gene Ontology annotation, cellular component: nucleus. The transcript has 11 exons. Gene Ontology annotation, biological process: base-excision repair, AP site formation. Lineage: Eukaryota; Metazoa; Chordata; Actinopteri; Syngnathiformes; Syngnathidae.